Anopheles nili is the source of this 1926-nucleotide messenger RNA. RefSeq lists its product as uncharacterized. Gene Ontology annotation, molecular function: odorant binding. The record is from RefSeq and is a predicted model, not a curated record. Gene Ontology annotation, biological process: sensory perception of smell. The transcript has 8 exons. Lineage: Eukaryota; Metazoa; Arthropoda; Insecta; Diptera; Culicidae. The coding region runs from base 1 to 1926 and encodes 641 amino acids.
AUGAUUCUGGUCGCAGUUAUACUCGCAUGUUUUGUUCAACUCGUAGUGAAAGCGUCGCCAUCUUGGACCGCUUUGGAUCCCGAGAAAACACUUUAUAUCUUCAAGCGAUGUCAUGAAGAUCAUCUGCCUACCGAUCAGACCAGAAGUGCAUACUUUGCUAGUUGGAGAAAUUGGAAGCUAGAACCGAAUAAUUCCAUCACCCAUUGCUAUGUUUCGUGUGUUCUUAAGAUGCUAGGGCUGUAUGACGAGAAACAACAAAGGUUCAAGUCCGAUACGAUUCCCGCGCAAUAUGACGCUUUCAAACAGUUCACUAACGCCAAACUAGAAGAGGUUAACAAAUUCAAACAAGCAGUUUCCAAACUAAACGGAGGCACUGGGACUUGUUUGGAGCUUUAUAAUGCCUACUUGCCGGUUCACAACGAGUUCGUUAAUCUCAUACGCCAGCUCUACCACGGGAGGGUGCCAAGUGUUGCAAAAAUCUAUGCCGCUAUGCCGAUCAAACAGAUCAGCGAAUCAUACUUUCUGUACUGCUACAAGCAGGUAUGGCAAGAUGAUGAGGAAGAAGAAAUGCGGAAGGCUCGUGCAUACGAUCUAUCUGGUAGUCUAAAACUGCGCAAAGCCAUUGAUUGCAUAUUCCGCGGACUGCGAUACAUGAGCGAUGACGGUUUGAGUACUGACGAGGUCGUGCGUGAUUUCAAUCUGAUUAACCGAGGUGAUCUAGAGCAAUCUGUUCGAUCUGUUCUGAGUCAAUGUCCUGGCAAAGAGUCAUACGAUUACUACGCUUGCCUUCUUAGCGACCGAACAGUUGGAGAAGACUUCAAGGAGGCGUUCGAUUUCCAUGAGCUGCGUUCCACCGACUACGGCUACUUGCUGAUAGGAAAAACUUACGAAGGUCCUGAAAAGGUCAAAGAGGAGCUGAAGCAACUAAAAACCACCCUCAUAACGUGGAAGUAUUCUCCUGAAGAUCAAAAGAUGAUCCUGGUCGCAGUUAUACUCGCAUGCCUUCUUAAUCUCGAAGUGAAAGCGUUGCCUUCUUGGACCGCUUUGGAUCCUGAAAAAACUCUGUAUACCUACAAACGAUGUUAUGAAGAUCAUCUACCUGUCGAUCAGAGCAGAGUAGUGUACUUACGUAGCUGGAAUAGCUGGAAAUUAGAACCGAAUGAUGCAGUCACUCAUUGCUAUGCUUCGUGCGUGCUUAAAAGACUGGAGUUGUAUGACGAGAAACAAAAAAAGUUCAAGUCCGGCAGAAUUCUCACACAGUAUGACGCUUUCAAACAGUACACUAACGCCAAACUAGAAGAGGUUAACAAAUUCAAACAGGCAGUUUCCAAACUAAACGGAGGCACUGGGACUUGUUUGGAGCUUUAUAAUGCCUACUUGCCGGUUCACAACGAGUUUGUUAAUCUCACUCGUCAGCUUUACCAUGGAACGGUGCCAGGUGCCGCAAAAAUCUAUGCCGCUAUGCCACAGCUCAAACAAAAAGGCGAAUCAUACUUCCUGUACUGCUACAAGCAGGUUUGGCGAGAUACUCAAGAAGAAGAAAUGCGAAAGGCUCGAGCAUACGAUCUAUCCGGUAGUCUAAAACUGCGCAAAGCCAUCGAUUGCAUAUUCCGCGGACUGCGAUACAUGAGCGAUGAAGGUUUGAAUGCUGAUGAGGUCGUUCGUGAUUUCAAGCUGAUUAACCGAGGCGUUCUAGAGCAAUCCGUUCGAUCUGUCCUGAGGAAAUGUCCUGGUAAAAACUCGUACGAUUAUUAUGCUUGCUUAGUUAGUGACCGAAAAAUUGGAGAAGACUUCAAAAAGGCGUUUGAUUUCCAUGAACUGCGUUCCGCCGACUACGCAUUCCUGUUAAGAGGUAAAUCCUACGAAGGUCCUGAAAAGGUCAAAGAGGAGCUGAAGCACCUAAAUACCACCGUUUGCGAUUCCUAG